Molecule: messenger RNA, 1077 nt
Organism: Rotaria sordida
Lineage: Eukaryota; Metazoa; Rotifera; Eurotatoria; Philodinida; Philodinidae
Source: the annotation of a GenBank genome assembly
AUGAUACAACAAAGAAAACCAAGUAUUGUAACAAUUUCGCAUCUUCGUCGCCAUCGUUCAUUUGAUAAAAAACAUAAACAUUCAUCAAUUAAAAAACAACGAUCAAAUACCAUCAUCCAUGUAGCUCUUGGCUUAUCGAGAGAUAUUUAUGCAACAAAUACUAAAAAAAUUUUACAUGAACAAAUUCCAGCUAGGAUAAACAAUCAUCAGUAUCAAGAAAAAGAAACAAAAUCAGCAAUUAUCCAAAAUCCAAUACAAUAUGAAAAAAGAUUCAUACAUUCUAAUAAUGAUAUUAACAUUCAUCAAUAUUAUCGUUCUCUUUCACAAAUAAAGAAAAGUGCUAAUGUAACAAAGCAAUCAUCGUCACAACUUAAUAAUUCAACGAAAACUCAAACUGAUCAAGAUUCAAAUAUUAAUAGAAGUUCAAAAAUUAAGAGCCGUUUAUUAAGAUCUUUCAAAGUGUUCCCUCGUGAGGAUGUUAGUAUUGGUCAUACCUGGUUAGAUGGAAAAGGUAUGACCGAAGAUUAUCAUCGACAACAUAAAACAAAUAAAAAGACAAAAUUACUAUUAUGUUCACGUCGAUGCAUCCUUUUAUCUUUACUUACGACUCUACUUGUUGUUUUAAUCAUUAUUACUAUUCUACUCAUUCUUUUGAUUAAGCCUAAAUCAGAAACAACAAGAACUGAUAUACCUGUACUUCGUUGGAAUUCGACAUGUAUUACUGUCGCUGGCAUUACUAAUAAUCCUGGUAAUGCAGAUAAUCAACUUAAUGAUCCUAUAGAUAUAACAUUGGAUUAUGAACAUAAUCUCUAUAUUGCUGAUUACAACAAUCAUAGAAUUCAAAAAUAUUUAUUUGGUGUUUUAACUGGUCAGACAGUAGCUGGAAAUGGAACAUCUGGCUCAUCGCAGUAUCAACUGCAUUUUCCAUUACGAGUGAUAGUUGAUUCGAAUGAAAAUCUUUAUAUAUCAGAUGGAUCUAAUGCACGGGUUCAAUACUGGUCUAAGGGUGCUGUUUCAGGAACAACACUUGCUGGUAAAACAGGUAAAACAAAAAUAAUAAUAGAUAUAUUCUUUUGA